Molecule: messenger RNA, 2805 nt
Organism: Trypanosoma cruzi
Lineage: Eukaryota; Euglenozoa; Kinetoplastea; Trypanosomatida; Trypanosomatidae
Product: MYH7B protein, putative
Exons: 1
Coding region: 1-2805 (934 amino acids)
Cellular component (GO): Golgi apparatus
Source: RefSeq, a predicted model, not a curated record
AUGGCGAACUUCUUUAGGAAAACUGCCUCUACAGCCCCUCUUCCGGACACGGAGGAGGUAGAGAUGCUACGGCAAAAGGUUGGCACGCUGGAGGAGCUUGUGAAGCGGGCAGAGGAGGAGUUGCGGGAGGAGAAAGAAAAGCUGUCCACGCUGCAAAAUAAAACCGCUCAAUGGAAAGAAAAGGUCAAGGAGCUAAACGCCAAGGAUCGGGCAUGUAUCAAACAACUUGAAGAGGAACUGAAAGUUAUAAAGGCCAUGCACGGCGAUGCGCCUAUUCCCAUAACCGCGGAGAUACAGUCGCUGGUGGAGAAGGGUCUUGCAACGCUGCGAUACGAGCACGAAGGAGAGCUGGGAGCCAAGCAGCGGGAGCUGGAAAAGGCGCUUGCAACCGCAUCGGACCGCGCCUCAGAGCUCGAGAAGAGCCAACGCAAGCUGGAGGCCCUCCAAAAGCAGCACAUGGAGAUGCAACAGCGCUUCACAAGACAAAUGGAGUCCCUAAGCAAGCACCAUGAAAUGGAAAUAACUCAACUUAGUGAGCGUCUCAGCGAAGCGGACAGCAUUCAUGAACUCAAAAACCAUAUUAGUAAGCAGGAGGAUGAAAUAAAAGCGAUGGAAAGUCACUCUACCCAACAAGCAGUUCUUGCAGGCGAGUUGCAGAAGGAAAUAGCGGAACUCACGACGAAAAAUAACGAACUACAGGGAAAACUUAACGAGUCCUUGGAUAAAAUGUCCGUUAUGCAAGAGAAGCAGCGGAAUUGGAAAGAAAGUGUUAAAAACAUGAAGAUGCAGGAUAUGAACACCAUUCAGGAACUGCGAGAGGAACUCGAAAGGCAAAAGCGAGAAGCAUCCACGGAAAGCGGUCUUCAUCCGUCGCAUGAGGAAAAACUGCACCAGUGGAAGGAAAGGGUGAAGCAUGAAAAACUUAAAGAUAUGGAAACGAUUAAAGACCUCACAAACAAACUUAGCAAAUCUCAACAGCAGAUAGAUGAAGCACAAAAACUCAUUAACAAUGUAGCUAUUUUUCUUGAGGAAAUUCCACCAAAAGUCUCGCAUUCCAUUGAAUUUAUAAACAAAUACCGGUCACUCUUGAGCGAAAACUUCGUGGCAACAAAAAAAACGGCUUCCGCCAAUAGUUCUACAUCCACUCCGUUGACAGCUAGAAAAGACGAAAAGGCAGAUCAGGAUACAGUAAGGGCGUCACAAAACCUGCGUGCGCAGCUGGACGAGGCCUUGCAGCAGCGCGAGGAGGUGCGUCGCGAGCUGAAGCGAACCAGCGAGGAACUGGCCGCUCUCCGGGAGCAGAGCGGGGCGGACACCGUGAAUCUGCGUGCGCAGCUGGACGAGGCCUUGCAGCAGCGCGAGGAGGUGCAUCGCGAGCUGAAGCGAACCAGCGAGGAACUGGCCGCCCUCCGGGAGCAGAGCGGGGCGGACACCGUGAAUCUGCGUGCGCAGCUGGACGAGGCCUUGCAGCAGCGCGAGGAGGUGCAUCGCGAGCUGAAGCGAACCAGCGAGGAACUGGCCGCUCUCCGGGAGCAGAGCGGGGCGGACACCGUGAAUCUGCGUGCGCAGCUGGACGAGGCCUUGCAGCAGCGCGAGGAGGUGCAUCGCGAGCUGAAGCGAACCAGCGAGGAACUGGCCGCUCUCCGGGAGCAGAGCGGGGCGGACACCGUGAAUCUGCGUGCGCAGCUGGACGAGGCCUUGCAGCAGCGCGAGGAGGCACGGCAGUCGUUUAGAAAUAUUCAAAUUAGGUUGAAUGAAAUUGAAAGGGAAUGUGAGGUUGCUGUGAAAGAAAAGGAGAGCGGUAUUCGUUUGGUGGAGGAGAAGCUAGUGCUAUGGAAGGAGAAGGUAGUCGCGGCGAAGGCUAGGGAUGACGCAAGAAUUGGAAGUUUAGAAAUUACCGUUAGCUCACUUCGUGACAAUUUGAGUAAGCUUGUAAACUUUUUGGUGAACUUUUUGAAUGUUUUGGGCGAGACGGUGGCGUUUGAUGUGUAUGAGCACGGCGACGACGAUUUAGAUUUGUCUUUGUUGUUCUCAUGUGUGGAUAACUUUCAGCGGCGGCUGGAACAAACCAUGAAAGCAUUGGACGUGUCCGAAGCGACCAUGUCGCUCAUUGAACUGCUUGUGUCUCUUAACGGGAAGGUUUCCGAGGGACAGAAGGCGUUUGUUGAGAUUUCUGCCGAACUUCAACGCUGCCAGCACGAGUUGCAGGAGGCGAAUUCCCGCUUGUCGGAGGCGGAGACGAAGGCCGAUUCUUUACCGUCGCCGGAGCUUGUGGCUGAGUUGGAAGCGAAGAAUAGUCAACUGGAAGAAAAAUGUGAUCUUCUUCGCAAGGAGAUUAAACGACAGAGGGAGGCAUUUCAGCGAGAUCGGGCCCUUCAAGGCCUUUCUUCAACAUCAGCGACGCAGGAAGAUGGGGGCAUAAAUUUACGUUCUGCGGCUGGUGUUGUCUUUGAGAGGGACAUGCUGUCAUUAGCCAACCAACAGAGUCAACGUGACAAUGAAAUUCGUCGGCUACGUGUCCAACUUCAAAGCCUUGAGAAGGAGAAUGCGGAGAUGAAGCGCGAGUGUGAGCAUAAUAACAGUGUGGUGGCGAAGUAUACGAAGGAUAUUGAGGUUCUCAAGGCCAAGGAGCGAGUUCAGCAGAGCAUAGAGUACGUGCGAAAUGUAAUACUUCGUUUUCUAUGCUGCACGAAUGAAGAACUUCGGCUGCAGAUGCUUCCGGCGAUAUCGACGGUUUUGGAGUUUUCGUCGAAGGAAAAAUUGGAUGUCCAGAGAGCCAAUCCUUCGUGUCCUAGAUUCCAAUAG